Molecule: messenger RNA, 4658 nt
Organism: Sander lucioperca (pikeperch)
Lineage: Eukaryota; Metazoa; Chordata; Actinopteri; Perciformes; Percidae
Gene: taf1c
Product: TATA-box binding protein associated factor, RNA polymerase I subunit C
Exons: 15
Coding region: 362-3586 (1074 amino acids)
Biological process (GO): transcription by RNA polymerase I
Cellular component (GO): fibrillar center
Molecular function (GO): protein binding; RNA polymerase I core promoter sequence-specific DNA binding
Source: RefSeq, a predicted model, not a curated record
CUUAUUGUUGAUGUUGCUCAUACCCCGAUUGACUGUCGUUUUCUGGUUGUGAGUCUGCACGUGUUCGGUGAUACACUGAGGGUUUUGGACAAUUCUGCCACAGUUUUGUACCUUACCGGACUGUUCUGUUUCCUUUGACAUGUACAACUUGUUGUUCGAGGUUCUGAACGCGUGUCCUGAGGAUUAGAAGAGGAGAAACGUGAUUAUUCGUGCCAUCUGUCCGGGGAGCUAGCGUUAGCUAAGCCGCAGAACAACAUGUUCAGACAUGUUCCCAUACACACUGAGAGAGUAAAGAAACGACGACACAAACAUUAUUAGAAAACUGGAGAGUUAUUUUAAUUGGAUUAGUUUGACAAUUUAAAUGGAUUACCAGUUCCCACAGCAGCUUUUUCCUUCGUUUUACAACUGCGCACCGCCGGACUCGGUCCUGAAACACUGCGCUGGAAACUGGGGCUGCUACGACCGAGUCAGACCUCAGGGCACCUCUGGUCCUCUCUCCAGCUGGACAUUCACAUCCAGGCAUCAGGUCAGAGGGGAGACGUGGCGUCACACUGAGCCGAUACCAAUUCCCCUCCUGUCUCCUAAAAAGUCUUUCCUUUGGCCUUCUACGCCCCCAGAUCCGCUGGACUUCACAAAACAUAUGCAGAACUUCUUCAUGGACCACUGCCUGGAUGCCUUCGGGUGCAUGAGUGAAAUUCUGAGCGAAAAUUUCAACUUUAAACAAGGACAGAGAGAGAGAUAUCGCAGGGAUUCAGUCCACAUGUGGAAGGUGAAAAAUGUCCUUGACAUGCUGAAGUAUAAAAUAUGCGCUCAGUCCUAUUCCUCCAGAUCUCUGGACACGUACAGCGCCCUGCUGUCGGACGUGGUGCCCUCCAUCCCUCCUGAGCUGCUGGGUUCUCUGCUGUACGAGGAGCUGACAGAGCAGAGAGACCGCAUGCUGUUCUCUGAAGGAGCCACAGGGGGCGCUCUGGCUUUUGUCCCCUAUUCACAGAGCGGCAGCAGCUCUCAGCGUGGCUGUCUCCUCUACCCUGGAAACCGGGGAUUGGACUGCCUCAACUUCCAUAGAGUGGAGCUGCAGCACCACAAAGGAAGUUCUUCCUGUGUGGACGUCAGCAGCAGUGACCCGUUCAGCUUCCAGCUGAAAGGCCCUAUCAGACAGAUCAGCUCCGCCUCCCUGUUAAACGACUGUUGUGUUGCAGUGCGGUCGGAUCACCUGUGCGGAGUUUGGAGGUUCAGCGAAAGAAAUGAACCUCGUCUGCUGCAAGUUGUCAACACCAGAGAGGUCGCAACCUGCAUCAACGUCAGUCCUCAUGUUUUAGGUGAAGUUCUAGUGGCAAGUGAAAGCGGAGCAGCAAACCUGUGGACUGUUGGCAGAGGGAUGCAGAAGAUUCGGGAAGAAGACAGUAACCUGUACUUCAACGCUAAGUCGUCAUGGCGAUGGUGUGAGUUCUCCGCCCACCCAAGGGUGAUGCUGUACGCAGACAGGACGGGGGUAGAGCUCACAGACAUUAGGUUGAGUCCUGUCUCGAAUCACACUCUGUUUCGCAUCAGCAACACCCCAGAGUGUCGCAGUGGGGAGAGACUUAUUCUGUCCAGAUAUCUGGGAGAUGGCCAUCCCUUCCAGCACCUCAUCACGACUCAGUUCUCAGCCUACAUCAUGGACGAGCGUUUUCCCUGCGUGCCCAUGCUCAAGUGGGAUCACAUGAUGCAGUCCCCACCCAUGUUUUGUCAUGCUGUUCGUGGCUCCACCUCUGGCUCAGCAGUGAGUGGGGCUAAGACCACUAAGGUCCUGCUGGGGUCCCACAACUCUCAGGAAAUCACACUGCUGCAGUACUCGGGAGGCAGAGCAGAGGCCUGUUCCACCCACGGUCCUCCUCAGGCACUGCUCAGACCCAGAGACAGUCUGAAACACCUUCCUGUCCAGAUCCCUCACCGCCUGGACAUCGCUACCAGCAGAUUGUCCUCACCUGUUGCAGGUCUAACUUGUAUUCAGAAGAGAGGUGGAAGAGAGGCCGGUGGCGAGGAGUGUAUCUGUAUCCUACAGCUGACGGAGGCGGGAGAUAUUUUCUACCAGAUCCUCGAGCCUGAGCAGCCUGAGCAGCCUGACACCUGUCGACCUCCAGCAGCAGAUGAUGAUCUGCUGCCACAACCAACUCUAAAAGAAGCCACAACUUUAGGGAGAGAACCAGCCAAACCGCUUCAACCACAUUCUGAGAUGGUUGUAUCAGACACAUCGAGCGAUGAGGGUGUAAUCGGACCAACUCAGGGUCCAACUGUGCAGAGGUUUGUGGCUGAAACACCAGAGAGGGAACAACGAGUGCUGAACUCUUACUCUUCCUCUGAGGAUUCAGACUCUGGAGGGAAAGGUCAAAACCUGAAGCAGUUGGGGCUGCAGGUCAUCGUCAACGAUGAUCCAGAGCUGGAUCAAGUGUGUGGAUUGGAAGUAGGUGUGAAAGAUGGAAAGGUGGGUAAAGGUACAGCUGAUAAUACUGAGGAACCCAGCAGUUUGGGUCACGUUGGUCCCUCUGAGUGGCAGACUCCAGUAAAGCUCAGUGACGGCGCUCUCAUCACGUGGAAACGUUGGCUCCAGAAAUUGAUGCAUAAGAGUCGUGAUAACAAGCCCCGUCCACGCUGCCUACAGCACUUCACAGUCAAAACUGGAGGCCUCCUCCACCUAUCUGAAGAUGAGAGAGAUGAGGCGCAGAGAUAUUCGACAAAAGCUAAGCCUGUACAGAGCUUGAGGCGUGAUCUGAGAGCGUGCAUGUCCAAACGCUCGCUGCUGGUUCACAGUGCUGUCUCUGCCUCUCUCGGGGCUCCAGAUGUGGUAAUGUUGCCAGACCUGGUGGAUACAGAAGUCUGGAGAGAUCAGAUCAGCCAACGUCUGACCCUCUCUUGGCAGGGGGAGGAGGCGUGGCGGGCGUGGUGGGAGGAUCAGCUGGGGCUGAACAGGGAGGAGAAGGUGGAGGCUCUGAAGAGGAAAAGGAGGAGGGAGAAGGAGGCGAAGAGAGCCACCGGCCGACGCCUGGAGCUGUCCGGGAGCUUCACCUCGUCUGUCAGCUACCAGUCAGAGCUGGCUGAUUUUUCUGAUUCAACGGGUUGGUCCUCUGCAGCGAGCCAGGGGGCGUGGUCAGACACGGAAAGUAAGGUGUCCCAGUUGGAGGGCUCUUUGGAGUGCGGGACGCCAAGGGCCUCAACACCUUCCACCAUGCAAACUGACACUCCAGCUUACACACCGACCGCCACACCUCAAAGUGUUAAAGAUAAACAAGGUGACCAGCAGACUCCCAGCAGCUCCCACACCCUUGCCCUGUCUCAGACACCUGACUCCACACUGGCCAAUCAGAGGAGCAACAAACGUCCAGCUGAGGACUACCUCAGCUCUCUGUUUGCACCACAGGAUGAGCCCUCGCAGCUCCGUAGCUCCCAGUCUGUCCCUCAGAGGAGCCUCAGGAUGGAUCUGUCCCAGGACACCGCCGUCUGGUCAGGUUUCUCUCAGUCUCAGUCCCUCUCCCAGAGUUCACAGGGUCGGAUGGGGCUGUCGCAGGCGUCACAGCCCAAGAAGAAGAAGUCUCGGAUGGGAUUUUGAUUCAUUGGUUGGUCUGUCCAUCACACGAAGGGGGAGUGAAUCGUUUGGAAUACAUGUUUUCUCCUAAUAACUCACCAAAACAAAAGCAAGGGGCUGGAGUAACCGGCCUCAAAUUAAAAGGAAUGUUUUUCGGAUUUCUGUCGUCUUCAGCUGCCUCAGGAUUUGUAAAAAUGGAUUUAUAAUGGUAUGGUAUUAUUCACUGGGAUUGUACGUACAUGAAUGAACUUAACUGUAAACUGGAUCUAAUGGAGGAGGAUGAACUGAAUGGAUGAUGGAAAAGGAGCCAUCACAUCGUUGGUGACCCCUGAACAUGUCUGCAGACUGGCUGAAGAAAACUGCAACUAAUUUGGUAGGACUCUUUGUUGUGUGCGUGUGCGUGUGCGUGUGCUUGCAUGCACACGCGCAAAAUAAUGUAGGAACACUCUAACAGAAGGAAAAAGAAAAACUGACUGGAGGCCCCUGCCUGUUUAAGAGAAUAUAAAAGCUGAAAAGAACUAAAGUGCCUUAAAAUUUGACUUAGUUUUUGUGGCCUUGACCAACUGCCACUUUGCUCGUUUGAAAGCCAUGAUGCCUCUCUCUCAUGGGUGGGCCAAAUUCUCUGGGCAGGCAAAGCAGAGAAAGGGGAGGUAACCUUCCACUUUAUGACAACAUAAGGGGCAAGAUUCCAGAUUGGCCCAUCUGAGCUUUCAUUUUCUCAAAGACAGAGCAGGAUACCCAGGGCUCGGUUUACACCUAUCGCCAUUUCUAACCACUGGGGGAACUCAUAUUAAUGUUAAAAAACCUCAUAAAGUGAAAUUUUCAUGCCACCUUUAAAAUAGAAAUCCUGAAAUUCUGCGUCGUUUGACUUUUCUCAUUACCAGUGUCUCUCACUCAGUUGUUUUUUUCUUUAGUAAAUGAAAGUACACCUCGCUCUUUGUGAUAAAUUAUUUUUAUGAAACCUUUUACAUCUGCUUCUCUAAACAAAACAGAACAGAUUUGAAUAAAACCACUUAGUUUUGGGUAGUCAUUACAAACCAACAGGACAUGAUAGCUUUGUCAGUCUUCUCAAAGACAAAGGGCCACAUGAAAAAAA